Trichobilharzia regenti is the source of this 2819-nucleotide messenger RNA. The record is from the annotation of a GenBank genome assembly. Lineage: Eukaryota; Metazoa; Platyhelminthes; Trematoda; Strigeidida; Schistosomatidae.
AAGACGGUAUGUCCAAUCCAAGGUCACGAUGAAUUUCUGUGUUAACUGGUUAUAUGUUUUCUUGAAUGCUAUCGUCGGGGAUUCUAGACAACACAAGCCCAAAACGAAACUACCUCCAGCGAGCAGUCAGAUGAGUAAUAAGUAGAUGUGCGUAAUGUACAAUAGACGUUCAUACGCAAGUAGUGUUUAAAAGUGGUUACAUAGAAUAGUAUUCUUCUAUUAGUUUCAAAGAACUCUCACAGUAGUCCUCAUAGUCAGGUUGAACCGAUUUCUGUACAUAAAUUCAUUAAGGUCAUCAAUCCGCUCAUAAGGUAGCUUCGUUUUGGGCUGCUAAAGUUUAGAGUCACCCUUCUGCCAUUGAAAUUUAAAGGUUUUUCCUGCACUUUUUGGGCAACACUAAAGAAGAGACACCAACUGCGGGCUACCCUGAAGCAGCUAAUCAGAUUCUUCUAGGUGGAAAGUGGUACUUAAUUCAUGAAAGUAUGUACCUAUGACAUAUAUGUUAUAGGAAUGAAUUAUACGGAGUAUAUAUCUGUAAUAUGCUGCAAGAAAUGGCACCAGUUUGUCAUAGAAGUGUUUAUAGACAUAUGAAACCAAAGUAUUCCCUAUUUCUGCAGCUUUAGGAGAUAUUGGUCGCAUAUACGCAAUAUAUUACUGAGGGGAUUUUCGAUUUCGAGAAGAUUCAGAUGAUAAGGAUAGAAUGCUCUUGUGGCCUGUGUUAAUCCUUGCAAAGUAUAUCUCUGCAGAGAUCUAACUUCUCUUUGAAAGCGUUCACCGAUGGAGCUGAUACUACUGAAUCAGUUCAGUCACAGUCAUGGAAAAUGCCAAAGCUGUCCUAAUGAAAAAGGAUGCUAUUCUUGAGCAUCCAUCUGUGCUAGCCGAAGCCAUUGAUUGUGUCCGAUAUAAUGACACGCGGACUGGACAAAACGAGGCAGAGGAAUUAUUGGUGGAAAGCUAUCAAGGAGCGAUUGAGUUUUUGUUCGAAUUGGGGACUUGGCUCACCUAUAUAGAUGAAGAUGCUCAGUCUACUCGCAAUAUUAUUGAAUCAGUUGUCAAGGAAGCUAUACUCCAAAAUUAUGAUCGUUCAAAGGCUAUAACAUGUUUAACAGAUGAAGCCUCAGCUGACACUAUGGAGUGGCUCAGUCAGAUGGUUGAAUCUCCGACUUGGCGCCGAACCAUAUAUGACUUAGCUCAGCACCCACGGAAUGAAGACUGUCCAUUUUUAUCGCUAUCUAUGCCGUGUAUUGCUGUAAAAGAAAGUCUGAUAGGCGAACUGAUAUCUGUUCCCCUUGCAUGGAAUACUCUCGGGAUAUUUCUAAAAUGCGUUAUAUACGUUUUACAACCAUUGCUAGCUGCCGGUGAUACAGUUAAAGAUCAAACCUUUAUGUAUUCUGUGGCGUUUUUACAACCGAAACGAUGUAAUGGUUCCAUCAAUUAUUCUGUUUCACAUUCGGAAAUGGAUUCAAUGAAUUCAGACUCCCUCCCGCCUAUUGAUGAAAUCAAAGGUUUCGUUUCUUCUGUUGACGACAAACGACAGUCAUAUAGCUCUUCAGAGGGAGAGAUUCAUUUUCCAAGUGAUACUGCACUAGAUAUGUUGCCUCACUUUUUGGAAAUGGGUUGUCAUAGUGAACAUGGAUACUUGCUUCUCCAGUCUAUCCUUCAGUGUUUAGCACGUCGGAUGAAGGGUCAUUGUGCUCACCAUCUUAUUUGGCUGCUGGAAGCUGAAGCUUGUCGAAGGGGCCGUGACGUUAGCCGUUACACAACAUAUCUUUGCGGUUCACGAGACUAUCCUGAGAGUAUGGAUUCAAUGCAAACAAUUCUUAAGGAACAAGAUUUAAUCCCAGAAGCAGUUUCACAACUUGAAAAAGCAUACAAAGGAGACGCACCUCCGCCUGUUGCACUUUUACGUCAACCCAUUUUCAUUGCACUUCUAGCUGAUGCACUGUUUGCAAGUGCAGAUCGACUAUUAAAUGAACAAUUAGAACAAUACGCCUACCUGUACAGCUAUGCUGCAAUGGUUGUUGAAGAAAUUGAUCCAACUACUGAUCGUCGUAUCUCAUGCAUUCGUACUGAAGUUGAUCAAGCGAAACACGAGGUUUUAGAAGCUAGUCGUAUCUGUCGACAGUGGAAUAAUAUGUCUGGAAGUGGAAUUAGUUUACGUGCAUUUCGAGAUCUUCCAACUCUUUUGAAAACUCUAUCAUGUCGACCUGUUUCAUUUGGUGUAUUUCGCUUUGUUCGAGUAGUUUUUCACACAAAGCGUGUUGACUUUGAGUUAAACUUGGACACUAUGAAACCUUACUGUAUAGUGGUGAAUGAACUGGCUGAGGUGAAUGUAUAUUUACGUCCUGCUCUUCUAGCGUUUAUUACAGAAUUACUAGCUUCUUCGGUUGAAGGAAUGGAAGAUUUAAGUCAGUUGGAGUACAAACGAAUGCUGGUCGGUUUACUUGUACAUUUGUUAUCGUGUGGACAUGUACUCCCUGUAAUAAAUACAAUGCGUAGACUGUUUGUACGAAAUCGUGUGGACGUUUCGAUUGUCCGACAUUUUGUUACAGAAGUGUUAAAAGUGGCUGCUCCACCAUACAAAACAUCCUUUUUGAAUGGGCUUUAUCCUCUGGUUGUACAUCCUGAUAUCAACGAUGGAUUGAAAGCAGGAAAGGACACCGAUUAUGUGAAUGAAUUCCUUGAUUAUUAUGAGAAGGAGAAUUUUUUGGCAUCAGGUUUCUGAAAUUCAGUUGAACGCUGUUAUGUACACAUAUGAAUGUUUUGCUCUUGUGCAGUUUUGUAUGCAGUAGAGUAAUACAUUUUCAAUUAAACAGCCU